Arachis stenosperma is the source of this 1973-nucleotide messenger RNA. RefSeq names its product phosphoribosylglycinamide formyltransferase, chloroplastic-like. Gene Ontology annotation, biological process: 'de novo' IMP biosynthetic process. Gene Ontology annotation, molecular function: phosphoribosylglycinamide formyltransferase activity. The transcript is spliced from 7 exons. Gene Ontology annotation, cellular component: cytoplasm; chloroplast. The record is from RefSeq and is a predicted model, not a curated record. The coding region runs from base 753 to 1628 and encodes 291 amino acids. NCBI's taxonomy places the organism in Eukaryota, Viridiplantae, Streptophyta, Magnoliopsida, Fabales, Fabaceae.
GACAACCCCAACCUCAACCUCAAGUCACGCUCUCCCAAGAAUCCCAAGGUUCACUCAGACACUCACUCUCACCUCUCUACUUCACUCACCGCACGGUCACUGCCGAACACAACGACAGCCAACAACGGAGGUCGUCACUCGUCACUCUCCUCGCCGGCUCCUCUGUUUCUCCCCCGCGCCGUCAGUGUUUGCUCGCCUCUGCUUCCUCCGCUCCUCUGCUCGUCUCUGCCUCCUCCGUCUGUGUCAUCCCGGCCUCCUUGGCUCCGCCGUACCUCGCCUGUCUCUGCCUCCGCCUCGUGCCUCGUCUGCCUCUGCUUUCCCGUCGUCAUCGUGUUGGCAACUCUUCGAAGCUCAGCUCGUGCCGAAGCUCUGCUCUCUCUCGCCGGUGGCUUGCUCUGCAACGGUGAACACUGCAACGACCCCAAGUUGGAAAAUCGUCCCUGACUCUGUUUCUGGCUUUCUGCUUCUGCUGUAGGCUUCGGAGGCUUUUGGUGGAAAGCCUGAAAAAGGGUUUAGGGUUUUGUGCUGUUGGAAUAAGAUAGGUGUUUUAGGAGAAAACCCAACUAAAAAAAAAAUUGCCAUACAUGUAAAGCAGUCUUGUGUGUUGUGUGUCAUCUGAUCAUCUCCUCAAACGCCAAACGCCACCGUUUUUGGCCUUCCCACCUGACUCCAACAAAAGCUCCUCCUCACACAUACACAGAAUUGUAACAUUAUCCUAUUUUUUCCUUUCCUUUUCGGAACAUACAAUUCCCAUGGAAGCUCAACAAAUCCUCUCUAGGUUUUGCCCCAAACCCUCGUCACUCCUGCUACCUUCUCAUAAAAAGCUUCAUACUUUACCUUGUGUUGGGCCCAAGAACCUUGGGAUUCAGAGAUUGGGGUGCAGUUACACUGAGGGAAAGAAGAAGAGGGUCUUUUGUGUAAGGAGGACGAUAGAAGAAGAAGCAGCGGAGGUGAAAGUUGGGGCCACUAUGCCGGCGAGGAGGAAGAAGCUGGCAGUGUUCGUGUCCGGUGGAGGGUCCAACUUCAAGUCCAUUCACGAGGCUUCGUUGAAGGGUUUACUCCAUGGUGAUGUUCUUGUUUUGGUCACAAAUAAACAUGAUUGUGGAGGUGCUGAGUAUGCAAGAAAUAAUGGUAUCCCAGUUGUUUUGUUCCCUAAAGUAAAGGAUGGAUCUGAUGGGCUAUCUCCAAGUGAGCUUGUUGACACACUAAGGAGUUUCCAAGUUGAUUUUAUUCUUUUAGCUGGAUUCCUCAAACUUAUACCUGUUGAAUUGAUUCGGGCUUAUGAAAAGUCCAUAUUAAACAUUCAUCCAUCACUUCUUCCAGCUUUUGGAGGCAAAGGAUACUAUGGUCUGAAGGUGCACAAAGCAGUAAUUGCUUCGGGCGCAAGAUAUUCAGGUCCUACAAUUCAUUUCGUUGACGAACAUUAUGACACGGGGCGUAUCCUUGCUCAACGUGCCGUCCCUGUACUGGCUAAUGACACUGCAGAGGAGUUGGCUUCCAGGGUUCUCAAGGAGGAACACCGGUUAUAUGUGGAGGUGGUCGAAGCUUUGUGCGAAGAGCGUAUAGUUUGGAGGGAAGACGGUGUCCCUCUCAUUCGAAGCAAAGAUAACCCCAAUGAGUUCUGCUAAUUAUGGGGAUUUUGCUAGCUAUGGAACUUCACAAAUACAUAAAUAAUUAGGUAAUAAAAGAAUUAAUAAAUGAGCAAUUAGGGGGGCGAUCCUUCAAGAGGUCCACAAACCCUUGAAAAAUAAUCUAAUAAUCUAAUUAGGAAGCCACAAACAUCUCUUUUAUUGUAUAUAUAAACUUGUUAUAAUUUUUCUUUCCCAAUAGAUGAUGAGGGCUGAUGACUUCAUAAUUUUGGACCCCUUUUACCCCAUACAAACUAGAAACUUGGCAUCUCAUUAUUGUUAUUUUUUUGGGUGAGCUCUAUGACAUCCAAAUUCAGUUAUAUAUAUUUGUAUCACAUUCGUAGU